This is a messenger RNA of Rubroshorea leprosula, 1458 nucleotides long. NCBI's taxonomy places the organism in Eukaryota, Viridiplantae, Streptophyta, Magnoliopsida, Malvales, Dipterocarpaceae. The record is from the annotation of a GenBank genome assembly.
AUAACCACAAAUAAAAAAUUGAGAUUCUCUUGUGUUUCUAGCCAUUGCCAUCUUAGUUAUUCCUUUUCUCCCAGCUAGUAUAUAACUACCAGGUUAUCCAUAUUUCUCUCUUAAGUGCAAAUUUCAUUUCUUUUUCCUAAACCCAGUCCCAUUCAAAGUGAGUAAAGACAGGGUACGAGAUACAGAGGAAAGGACACCAUGAAAAAAUUUCAGCUUUGUCCAUCCAAAUUCUUCUUCAAAUUAUGUAUUAUUCUUAUUCUUGUGUUCCCGGCGGUGGUCUCCGGUGACUGUGAUUGUGAUCCGGAAAAGUCCGUCGAUGGAAGCAAAGCGGAGAGACAGAAAUACAAAGUGGGUGCCAUUGCAGCUAUUCUUACAGCCGGUGCAGUUGGGGUUUGCCUACCGGUCCUGGGGCGGAACAUCCCUGCUCUGCGGCCGGAGAGCGAUAUAUUCUUCAUGAUCAAGGCGUUUGCUGCCGGAGUUAUUCUCUGCACGGGAUUCAUUCACAUACUUCCGGAUGCAUUUGACGAUCUGACUUCGCCCUGUCUCCAGUCAAGUGUGUGGUCGAAUUUUCCGUUCACUGGUUUCAUCGCCAUGAUGUCGGCCAUAGGAACGUUGAUGAUCGAUUCAUUUGCGACGGGGUAUUACCAGCGGAUGCACUUCGAGAAGCAUAGGAUAACUACAGAUCAAGAACAGGGGGCUCGUGAUGAGCAUGCUGGUCAUGUACAUGUUCAUACCCAUGCCACUCAUGGCCAUUCUCAUGGAUCUGCCAUCCCAUCUGAAGAUGGGAGUGGGUCAGAGCUAUUACGACACCGCGUCAUAUCCCAAGUUUUGGAGAUUGGAAUUGUGGUUCAUUCAGUGAUUAUUGGGAUAUCUUUAGGUGCUUCCACCAGCCUUAAAACAAUAAGGCCUUUGAUUGGAGCACUGUCUUUCCAUCAGUUCUUUGAGGGCAUGGGACUUGGUGGCUGCAUUACUCAGGCAAAAUUCAAGACUACAUCGGUGGCAAUCAUGGCAACAUUUUUCUCCCUCACAACCCCAGUUGGAAUUGCAGUUGGGAUUGGAAUUUCAAAUGUUUACAGCGAGAGCAGCCAACCUGCUCUGAUAGUCCAGGGAGUCUUCAACGCAGCUGCUGCAGGCAUUUUGAUUUACAUGUCGCUUGUCGAUCUGCUGGCAGCAGAUUUCAUGAAUCCAAAGUUGCAGAGCAAUAUGAGGCUUCAAUUCGGAGCAAAUGUGUCUCUCCUUCUUGGAGCUGGUUGUAUGGCUGUCUUGGCCAAAUGGGCAUGAAACUCGCCUCAAAUUCCGCAUUGAAGCGAUCCCAUUUGCAUACUUCUUUUUAUUAAGAUGUUCAAUUCCAUUCUCAUGCAAAAUAACACGAAAGCAGAACUUUGUUAAUGCAUGCAUUAUUACUGUAAAUGUGAUAUUCAAGUAGAAUAUUUUUCAUAAUAUAGGGAAAUGUUUGGC